UUAUUUAACAUGUGGAAUAUUAGUGAGGAUUUACCGAGGGAUCAGCUAUAGAUCUCGCAAGUAUUUAUCGAUGCACCACUAUCCCUCGCUAAUCAGUCGAAAAAUGAAGGGCCUUAGCUAGGGUUCAACGACAGAUAAAAAAUUGCGCCAUCUGGUACGCGUUUAGCGAGAGAACAUCGACGGAAACUAUAUUGUGGGUACGCGCGUUUUGUUUUUUCUAUCGCUAAUCUCUAGCUGAAAUUGGCACAACCCAGUUCCAUCUUCACGAAAUGCAUUGAAAUUUCUGAUGACGGCAUAGAAGUUCCCUUCAAUCUGUUAACCCACUUCCAUCUCACAAUCUCUGUUUGAACAGAUGACAAUGACGACACUACUCACCCGAUUCCGGCAACCUCCACAUUUUUAAGCUGAAAGUAUUCUUCGUUAACUUUCGGAUUCAACUAGUCAUUAUGUCAACACGUAGUGAUAGAGACUGGAUGUACAAAAGGUUAGAUCAUGGGUAUCUUAGCACAACAUAUCAUGCAUCCAUCAAAGGAUUUCUAGAUGUUGCUUUUUCUAAUGAAGCAACCGUUGAUGGGGAUUAUAUUAGAUGUCCUUGUUUUAAAUGCAAGAACAUGUAUUAUAAAACAAGAGGUGAUGUAGAGCUUCACUUGUUACAAAAUGGUUUCACUCCUAAUUACACAACUUGGUGGGCACAUGGUGAAAGAAAUACGAUAUCUCAGCAUGAGGAAGAAUCUUCUAAUCCAAUGCAGGAUCCGAUGGAAGAUGAUGAUGAUGAUGAUGUUAAUGGGUGUACACAAAUGUUGAUGGAUGUAAUGGAGGAACGCCCGAAUCCAACUGCCAAGGGGUUCUAUGAUAUGUUGGAAGACGCUGAUGAACCUUUGUGGGAUGGAUGUGAAAAUUAUUCAAAAUUACAAGCUGCAACAGAGUUGUUGCAUUGGAAGUCAGAAUACAAUAUAUCUGAGGCUGCUUAUGAUCACAUACUUCCUAUAAUUAAGCGGAUGCUACCCAAAGGUGAGAAGCUAGUUGAGAACUUCUAUGAGACGAAGAAGCUUUUGAAAAUAGUUAGACUCCCAGAAAAAAAAUCCAUGCUUGAAAAAACCAUUGCAUGAUAUUCUAUGGGGCAGAUUCGGAUUUGACUAAGUGUCGAGUGUGUGAUCAUGAUCGGUACAAGAGUGGCAGACUACCAUAUCUGGUUAUGAGGUACUUGCCGAUUGCUCCUAGACUCCAAAGGUUGUAUUUGACAAAAAAGACGGCAAAGCAAAUGACAUGGCACUAUGAACAUCAAACAGAACCGGGUUUGAUGGUCCAUCCAAGUGAUGGUGAGGCUUGGAAGCAUUUCGACUUAAUGCAUCAAGAAUUUUCAAGUGAACCACGUAAUGUUCGCCUUGGGCUAUGCACCGAUGGGUUCAGUCCAAAUAACUCAAAUACAACCCCGUAUUCAUGUUGGCCUGUUUUCCUUUCAAUUUAUAACUUGCCUCCUUGGAUGUGCUUAAAAGAACCAUAUGUUCAGUUAAGCAUAGUUAUUCCUGGAAAAAAGAGCCCAGGUCAAAAUAUAGAUAACUGUAUGUGUGAUCUACAUGUAGGGUUUGUAUGUCUGGCCCGAAGCGACUGAUGUUCUUGCUCGCAAGGUAUGGGAAGACUGUAUGAAGAAACGAUUUCCUGACAUAAUGCGAAGAGCACGUGAAGAAUCUUUAAAACUUGCCAAAGCUGCAAAUGUGAAUGCCUCACUAGAAGGUGAUUUAAAUUUGCUAAAGGACUAUCACCCAAAUUGGAUAAAAAAGGAGUAUUGGGAAAAAAUGAUUAAUGAAGUGUGGACCACAUCCAAAUGGAAACGUUUAUCACAAUCAGGGAAAAAUAACAGAAAUAAAUUAGAAGAUGGCUCUGUUUCCAAACAUACAGGGGGAUCUAUAUCUAUUCGUCAACAUAAGAAAAGAAUGCAAGCAACACUUAAACGCCCUCCUACAGGAGUUGAACUUUAUGCAAGGUUGCACACUAAACGGUCUACUCAGGAGUACAUUACACCAAAGGCAGCUAAAGUUAAGGAGGCUUAUGAACGUGCUAUGGUGGCUAAGUUUGGUGAUGAUACUAGUUGCCACCCCCUCUUGGAUAAUGAAACAUGGUGUGAUGUUUCCGGAGGAGUCAAGAAAGGAAGAAUAUAUGGAUUCGGAUCUGUGUCUGAUCCAGCGAGCUUUUUGGAAGGAACAUCUAGUACAAUAACAUCCCAAGAGGUUGUCUAUGAACGUGUACGAAAUGAGAUGCGUGAGGAAAUGGAUGCUAAAGCUAUAGAAAUGGAAGCUAAACAUCAACAAAUGCGUGAGGAAAUGGAUGCGAAAGCUGCAGCAAUAGAUGUCAAACAACAACAAAUUGAUGCAAAAUAUGAAGCAAUGGAGAAGAUGUAUGCAGCCUUGCAAAAUAUGAUGAGAAAUUGAAAAUUAUAGGAAUGUGAACCGAAGAUGAUUGGAUGGACAUGAAAUGAAGAGAGCAUCUAAAAUGUUAUUUUGAAAUUAUGUUUUGUGAAAACUCAUUUCCCGAUGCAUAUUUUGGAUUUCUUGGUGCUAAAAUGUUAUUUUGAAGUUAAACCUUUGGGAGUUUGAUGUUAUAUGGAUAGUUUUGGUUUUGGAUGUUUUUUGAAUGAUACUUUGGUAAACUUUGAUA
Messenger RNA from Lactuca sativa (garden lettuce), 2655 nucleotides. The record is from RefSeq and is a predicted model, not a curated record. Lineage: Eukaryota; Viridiplantae; Streptophyta; Magnoliopsida; Asterales; Asteraceae.